AUGAGUAUAUUUCAAUUUAUCGCUGAAGAUAGCUGGCUGCUGCGAUUGAUUGCUAACCACAUCGGCUACUUUUCAUUUGCUAUUCCAGUUUUAAUCAUUUUGAUUAUUUCGAAAACAACGGCUUAUAAAAGAUGGCCACAACCGAUUCGAGGUGUGAUCAGUUUUCUUAUUCGUAUUUUAAUAUCAGAUCCAUCCCAUUCCACGUUGCCAGAUGGCAGUAAUAGAGGUGUAUCAGCAGCACUAGUCAAACCGAUUCCAACAGCACCAAAUUUUACUCGUCACAGAAUCUUCAAAUUCAUUUUCUCAUUUAUUGGCCUUCAAAUUUCCUAUGUGUUAUGGGGUCUAUUACAGGAACGUAUGAUGACUCGUACAUACGACGAUGAAAAAUUUACGAAUUCUCAAUUUCUUGUUUUUGCUAAUCGACUUUUAGCUAUGAUGGUUGCUUUUAUAUCGAUGAAAAUCUUUUAUCCAGUGGAAAAAUCAACAGCAACAGGACCACCCUUGUAUCAAUAUGGUAUUGUAUCAUAUGCUAAUUGUAUGUCAACAUGGUUUCAAUAUGAAAGUCUUUUAUAUAUUAGCUUUCCUGUUCAAGUUAUUGCUAAAAGUGUUAAAACGAUACCAGUUAUGAUUCUUGGAAAAUUUGUCUCAGGGAAAACAUAUCCAUUAAGACAGUAUUCAUUGAUGUUAUUGAUGGCUGUUGGUAUUGCACUUUUUCUAUCGGGUUAUAGUGAAAAUCAUACUGGUGCAAUAUCAUCGAAAAGAGCUAAACAAAGCAUAACAACAUUCAAUGGAUUGAUUUUACUGAUAUUUUAUUUAAUUUUUGAUGCUUUUACAUCCAAUUAUCAAAAACAUCUAUUUGAUCAUUAUUCAAUAUCGUUUCUUCAUAUGAUGUUUUCUGUCAAUAUUAUUUCAACAGUUCUUACGCUUACAUCUCUUGCUCUUAGUGGUACUCUAUUUGAAUGCUUAUCUUUUCUGCAACGACAUCACCUAUUUAUGAUCCAUGUAUUCGCAACAUCAGUAUGCUCAUCGAUUGGGCAGCUAUUUAUAUUUUCAACAAUACAAGAAUUUGGUCCAGUUAUGUUUACAAUUAUAAUGACCAUGCGACAAGCACUGAGUAUUCUUCUAUCGUGUCUAUUUUACGGUCACCAAUUAAGUUGGAUUUCGGUUGUUGGCAUCAAUGUAGCGUUUUCAGCUAUUCUUACUCAUGCAUUUAUUCAAUUCAAAAGAAGCAAACAAUUGAAUAGUAGUAUCGUUUAG
Molecule: messenger RNA, 1257 nt
Organism: Rotaria socialis
Lineage: Eukaryota; Metazoa; Rotifera; Eurotatoria; Philodinida; Philodinidae
Source: the annotation of a GenBank genome assembly